Messenger RNA from Mytilus trossulus (common blue mussel), 2393 nucleotides. RefSeq names its product sorting nexin-10B-like. Gene Ontology annotation, molecular function: phosphatidylinositol phosphate binding. Gene Ontology annotation, biological process: vesicle organization; intracellular protein transport. Gene Ontology annotation, cellular component: endosome. Bases 144 to 1007 code for a protein of 287 amino acids. Lineage: Eukaryota; Metazoa; Mollusca; Bivalvia; Mytilida; Mytilidae. The record is from RefSeq and is a predicted model, not a curated record. The transcript is spliced from 6 exons.
UUUAGGUUUACCAGAAUUUUGUUGACAUCACGUGACGUAUCAUCUGGUAAUUUCUGAAAACUACAUACGACAGGAAAUAGAAAGCUUGUUAUUAUUUCCCCUGUCGUAAUCUCAUGUCUAUUAUAAUGAAUCGUACUUAACUCAUGGAUAACACUAACACCAGUUUUGAGAGUCAAAAGUCUGUGUUAGACAUUUCUGUAAGAAAUCCAGUGACUCACAACACUUGGGAUAAAGGCAGAUAUACUAGUUAUGAGAUUGCUGUAAAUACAUCUAAUAAGUCAUUCUGUUUGAGUGAGUCUACCACAAGGAGAAGAUACUCAGAGUUUGAAUGGCUGAGGAAAACUCUCAAGAAUCAUCACCCUUUAGUGACCCCUCCACAAUUACCACCAAAGAAAUAUUUUGGUGACAGAUUUGAUCCUAGCUUUAUUGCGUUCAGGAUGACAGGUUUAGAAGAUUUUCUGAACAAUCUUUUAUUAGAGAAAGUAUUUUUGUCUGAUACAACAAUGCACUUGUUUCUCCAAACUAAUCUCACCAUCAAAGAAAUGAAAGAUUAUAUAGAAGGGAAAAUCUCUGCUUUCUCACUAGAAAGUUUAUGGAAGGCCAAUGGUUUCAAAGAAAACUGCAGAGAAUUUUGUGGUCUUUCUACUACAGAAGAGAAUAAUGAAUGGGCGCAUGUGAACAAAAACGAGCAGAAAAAGUCAGAAAAUCUGAAUGUUGAUGAGUGUAGGGAUUCUAAUAAUUCUGAUAUCAGUUCAUCGUUUUCUGACGAAGAGGAUAGAAUGACAGAAUACCCUUCUGUAUCUUUAGUUGCAAACGUUAAUUCCGUUGAACAAGACUCUGGAGUUUCUUCUAAUACAGAAAAAUCAUCUUCGCCAAAACUUUUAAAACCAAAUUCUAGUCAAAGAACUUCAGAAACAAUACAUUCAGAUACAACAAAUGUUGAAGUUGAUUUUGAAAAUGAUCAUCAAGUUUCUGACAGUUUUAGUAUCAAUACAACCAAAAUAUAGUCAUUAGUGAUGCAGGUGUUCUUAAUAUACAAUUAUAAUCUCUUUGAGAAUGACAUGCCAGUCUAUUUAAAUAGAGUUCAUAUUUGUUUUAAGUACCAUACAAAGUAUUAAAUGUGUUUAUGCCUGCCAUUGUUGUUAAUGGAAGUAUGCAUUUUUAUAAUUUAUAAUUUUCUAUUAUCCUUGAUGUGUUUUUAACAAAGUGUGGCAGUACAAGUUUGUGCUCAUGUUUUUUUCUCACUGAAACUUUGAACAUCCAUAUUCAGAUAUUUUUGAAUGACUGAUAUGUAACUCAUUUAAAAUUUUGACACAUCAUGUAUUAAUGAUAGCUUUGUAGUCUAAGAUGUUUAGGUAAAUAUUAGUCUUGCCAUUAACUUUUUCCCUGCUCGACACAUUGCAGGGGACAUAGAAAUAUUGCGUGUGGCUCUGUAUCCCGGUGCAUCCUUCCUUUGGGCCCUGUUAGCUCUCUCACAUGUACAAUUCCUGCCAGAUUUUAGCAUAGAUUUGUAUCACUAAUGUCUGAUCAGUUUGUUUUCCAGUGCCAAUUAACUAUUGUUUAAAAAGUUAUGCCCCUUGGAAACAUUAAUUAUAUUGAAAAUUGUAUCAUUAGAGCUCUGUGUUCAAUUUUUGCCAAUUUUUUGUGAAAUUUAUAUUGUAUGUUCAUAUAUCCAAUGUUUUGGACAGGUUAGAAUAUCGAUGCUGAUGAAUCAUUUUUAAAAGAGUUAUGGUUCUAAGAAAUAUUAAUAAGAUAGAAAAUUGGAUUGUGAAUAGCACUCUGGUGAGUCAAUUCUUGUCAGAUUUUUAUGAAACUUAUAUUAUAUGUUUAUAUCAGUAAUGUCUAGGACAAUUCUGAAAAUAAGUGUCAAUCAAAUAUUAUAAUAUGAGUUAUGCCCUUCAAAAUCUGAAAUAUACCGAAAACAUUGCUCUCAAGUUUCAACUCAUAUCAACUGUUUAUUAACCUUCAUUAUGUAAGUAAUGCAUCGUUUCAAUCUUUGUGAUGAAGAGCUAUACCAGCAAAAUAUAAAGAGGUAUUGAAGACACAUAUGACAUUUUCAGAAAGAAAAAAAAACAUUAUUCUUUAAGUUUACAUAUUUGACCACUAAGUUUAUAUAUCUCAUUUUGUCUCGCAUAUCCCAAAAGCUGCAGAAUGAGAGACUUGGGGAUGUGAAUUCUACAACUAUUUUACCUUUUACAUUUUGUCCUACUAAAAACUCUUUUACUACACUUAUUGUGUUAAGAAAAGGAAGUGGAUGUGAAUUUAUAUUCAUUAAUUAUGAUAGCUUUUACUUUCCAAGAAAGUGUAUGAUGUCAAGUGUUUGACUUGCAGUAUUUUACAAUUUAUUGAGAUGUAUGUUCAUAUUUUGAAUUUAUUAAACAAUUCAACAAGAA